Messenger RNA from Menidia menidia (Atlantic silverside), 216 nucleotides. NCBI's taxonomy places the organism in Eukaryota, Metazoa, Chordata, Actinopteri, Atheriniformes, Atherinopsidae. The record is from the annotation of a GenBank genome assembly.
AUGUCCUCCCCGGGGGAGGCCCUCUCCCUGUCCCCGGAGCAGACGCGGGUCCUGGAGGAGAACUUCCGCGUGUCCAGACACCCGGACCCGGCCUCCGUGAUGCUGAUAGCCGCAGAGUGCGGGCUCACGGAGGACCAGACUCAGGCAGGAAACAACUCAUCAGCAGCUCUGAGCGUCCUCCAGAGGCCCAGAGAGGAUAAAAAAGGCAAAUCCUGA